Fundulus heteroclitus (mummichog) is the source of this 3020-nucleotide messenger RNA. RefSeq names its product solute carrier family 26 member 5 (gene slc26a5). Gene Ontology annotation, biological process: transmembrane transport. Gene Ontology annotation, cellular component: membrane. The record is from RefSeq and is a predicted model, not a curated record. Gene Ontology annotation, molecular function: bicarbonate transmembrane transporter activity; oxalate transmembrane transporter activity; secondary active sulfate transmembrane transporter activity. The coding region runs from base 247 to 2454 and encodes 735 amino acids. NCBI's taxonomy places the organism in Eukaryota, Metazoa, Chordata, Actinopteri, Cyprinodontiformes, Fundulidae. The transcript is spliced from 18 exons.
ACUCCUCCUGAGUAGUAGCAGUUGCCUCCUGCCCCAACGGUAAGGGAAGAACGUCCCUCUGGUUAACGUGUAACGACAGAGGUCACGCUAUAAAACCCUUCCCUCCUCGGCUGUCAGCAUCCCCGGCAAGGCGGCAGACAGAGCUAAAGGAAUGAAGAUCUUCCGGUCCAGAGCGAUGGCUGAGGAUAAAAAGCGGGACGGUUGAAAAAGGCAGGAGACAGCAGUGACUUGCAGCCCUUCCUCUCCAUGGAGCCCCAGCAGGCCUCCGCUCCUGAGGAUGCGGCCCCCCAGCUGAUGCUCAGGGUAGAGCGCCCGGUCUACGACGAGGGUCUCCUCCGGACUCGGCUCCUUCACCGCAAAGAGAACUCCACCACCUUCCGCCAGAGGCUCGCUGACAAGUUCAGGUGUUCGCCUGCGAGGGCCAAAGCCGUGGCUUUGAGCUUUCUGCCCAUCCUGACAUGGCUGCCCUCCUAUCCUGUGAAGCAGUACCUCUUCUCAGACGUGAUCUCAGGUCUCAGUACGGGAGUUGUGCAGCUCCCACAAGGUCUGGCCUACGCUCUUCUUGCUGCAGUGCCUCCCGUUUACGGCCUCUACUCCUCCUUCUACCCCGUUUUUCUCUACACUUUCUUUGGCACGUCCCGACACGUGUCCAUGGGCACCUUUGCUGUUAUAAGUCUGAUGAUCGGGGGCGUGGCAGUGAGGGAAGCACCAGAGGGCUCUUUCCCUGUCCUCCCCACCAAUGGCUCCAACUCGUCCAUGACCUUUGGAUCUCUUGACGACAGGAGAGUCCAGGUGGCCGUGGUGCUCACCACCAUGGUGGGAGUCAUCCAGUUUGUAUUCGGCCUUCUCAGGUUUGGCUUCGUGGCGAUCUACCUGACGGAGCCUCUGGUGAGAGGCUUCACCACAGCGGCGGCCAUGCAUGUCGUCAUCUCCCAGCUGAAGUACUUACUGGGAGUGAAAACGCAGCGCUUCUCCGGACCUCUCUCUGCUGUUUAUAGCGUUGUAGCCGUAUUCAGCCAAAUCAAACAGACAAAUAUUCCCUGUCUCCUCCUGGGCCUUGUGAGCACCGUCUUUCUGUACGGGAUCAAAGUCAUCAACGAGCGCUUCAAGAAGAAGCUGCCCGUCCCCAUUCCUGGAGAGAUUAUCGUGGUUAUUGUGUCAACUGGGGUCUCUUAUGGUUUAUCCCUGUCGGAGAUACACAAGGUGCAAACCGUUGGGAAGAUACCAUCAGGGCUUCGUGCUCCCGCUGUCCCAGAUUUCUCUCUGAUACCAAAUUUGAUCCCGGAUGCCUUCGCUGUAGCCAUUGUGGGAUUCUCAAUGAGCAUCUCUCUCGCAAAGACCUUUGCCUUGAAGCAUGGUUACAGCGUGGACGGCAACCAGGAGCUGAUCGCCCUUGGCUUCUGCAACUUCAUUAGCUCCUUCUUCCACACCUUUGCCAUCACCUCUUCGAUGUCGAGGAGUUUGGUGCAGGAAAGCACAGGAGGAAAGACGCAGAUCGCAGGACUGCUGUCGUCUCUCGUAGUGCUGCUGGUUGUGUUGGCCAUCGGUUUUGUCUUCCAGCCUCUCCCUCAGACUGCACUUGCAGCUAUCAUCAUAGUCAACUUAGUGGGGAUGUUCAAGCAGUUCAGAGAUAUUCCCUCUCUGUGGAGGACCAGUAAGAUUGAACUGGCUAUUUGGCUGGUGUCCUUCGUAGCGUCUGUACUGUUGGGUCUGGAUUACGGCCUCCUGGCAGCCAUCGCCUUCGCCAUAAUAACUGUCAUCUACAGGACACAGAGCCCUAAAAGUUCCAUCCUGGGUCAUGUUACAAACACGGGACUCUAUUAUGAUGUGGAAGAAUAUGAAGAGGCGUCUGAAUACGAGGGGAUUAAGAUUUUCCACUCCAACUCCUCGGUCUACUUUGCUAACAGCGACCUUUAUGUGAACAAACUCAAGGAAAAGACAGGGGUAAACGCAGAGGAGCUGCUGGCAGCACAGAAAGCCAGAAGAAAACAAAAGGCAAAAGAAAACAAAGAGCAAAACUCGCCAAUUAAGAUUUGUGCAAAGUACAAGGAUGAGACGGAGAAUGUAACCCAUGAGGUCGUGCCUCAGAGCCACGGGGCGCAGGGGCUGACAAACGGCGAGUUGGAGGACAAGCGCAGCGAUUCCACCUCUGAGGAGGCUGUCUUCCUCGAGCCUCUCAGCUCCGUCCAUUCCAUUAUCCUGGACUGGACCAACGCCAGCUUUAUCGAUUCAGUGGGAGCCAAAGCCAUCAAACAGGUCAUUAAGGAAUAUGCAGUAGUUGAUGUGCGGGUGGUCAUUGCUGGCUGCAACAGAAGUGUACUGGCCGAGCUGGACGCCCUGCAGUUUUUCACCGGGGAAAUCUCCACAGACAUGGUGUUCCCCACUGUUCACGAUGCCGUCCUGCACUGUCAGCACUCUAACUCCAGGCCCCCCGCCGCCUCAGAUGAAGCCUGAUCACAUUCAUAGCCUGAACCUGGCCGGCUGUUGGAGCAGUGAACUCAUCAGCGAAACAAUGGUUCAUAUUGAACAGUGGUUGUUGUGUUUUUUUUAUUAAAUAGCACAUGUAGAUGCUUUUUGUAUUCUCAACAGCUUUGACCAUCUCAGCUAUGUGUACGAUUCACUGAGCUUCAUCCCUCUGCAUCCUCCAGGUGGUCCACAGAUACAGAGUAGAGAAAGUUGCACUUUUAACACCUUUUGUAGUUCAGGGCUGCUUUAGACUCGCUGCUGUGAGUUUUGUCCAAAUGAGAAUCCGAAAAUCAUUUCGAGGAGUUUAACAUGUGGAAUCAAUGUUUGUGUAAGUGAGCCUCUCAUUGUGAAGCUGAUGUCUGACAUCUGAGGUUACUGACUAAUGUUGCUGUGCUCAACGUGUCAUUCUGAACAGGUUACAUGUCGUAUUUACAUUGGAAAUGAUCAAAAUGGGUCACUUGUCUUGUCUGUUACUGCGCUGCGAUAUUUUUUUGUAGUUAGGAUUUUAAAAGAAAUGGGACUUAAAUCUGGAAUAAACUUUAUUUUUACUUGAA